AUGUCUGAAAAUAAUCCCGAUCCUGAAAAAGAAGAUAAAGAAUAUUCAAGCAUUGAUAUUGGUGGCCCUGGUGGAAAUGUAAAAUUAGUUAGUACAAUUCAAAGUAUUGGGCCAGGUGAAGGCGAAGAUGGACCAUCAAUUACAGGAAUUAAACCGGAAGCUGUUUUGGGUGGUUUACAAGUACUAGAGAAAUUGGGUAUAAAAGAUGACAUAGAAGAAGGUAUAAGAGUAUUUGAUGAUGAUACAAAAGAAGAAAGAGCAAAAGAAACUAAAUUGAUCACUGCUCGUAUAAAUCAAUUGGAUGUUUUUAUAACACUUGUAUCAAAUUAA
This is a messenger RNA of Entrophospora sp. SA101, 330 nucleotides long. The record is from the annotation of a GenBank genome assembly. NCBI's taxonomy places the organism in Eukaryota, Fungi, Glomeromycota, Glomeromycetes, Entrophosporales, Entrophosporaceae.